Molecule: messenger RNA, 2004 nt
Organism: Striga hermonthica
Lineage: Eukaryota; Viridiplantae; Streptophyta; Magnoliopsida; Lamiales; Orobanchaceae
Source: the annotation of a GenBank genome assembly
AUGGCGCCGUCGCUGUUGGAGCAGCUCAACGGUGAGAGGGCUGUGGUUUUGCUCUAUGUUGGUCGGAUUCUCUUCUCCUGUCCCCUCUCUCUCCUCCCCGAGGCAUUUUCUCUCUCUUUCCUAUCGUUAUUCGCUCUAUCCGUCGAGAUUCCCGCCGAUGAUGCCUCCAAUCCUCUUUCGUACCACUUCAAGACCAGGCCUGGAGCAUCUUCUGGAAUUUUCUUGGGCACAGUUACACUCCCUGGUCUUCUGGUCUCUAGGUUGAUACAAAUUUUGAGAUCAGAAUCAUUGCAGGAAGUUCGAAAAGAGGAGUUUGCAUAUCUCAAGUUGCAGUAUUGGGCUGCAGCAGCCACUUGUCUCAGUGUGCUAAUUUACCUUUCCAUUGUUUGUCAAAGUCAGGGGAAGAGUACUAAUUCCAUAUGUUCUCACUCCAAGUGGAGUCCAGUAUAUAGUUUCAUAUGCACGAUCUUGCUAGUAGGGUUUAGCGUGGCAUCAUUAUCUGGAAAAUUAUAUGGUGUUUGGUCACUGACGUUGAUGUCGUUAUGGGUGCUCGUUCAUGGACUAGCAGCCGUUACAUUAAUUCAGAAAAUCUUUCAAAUGUUCCCUGCAUGUGCUUCCAUAGGGGAAUCCCUUCUAGUGACCAGUGGCCUUGUAGUCUAUUUUGGUGACAUGGUUGCAUAUACUUUUGCAAAUCAGUGUGCCCUUCGAAGCAGCAAGGAACGAUUCUGUAUUUUAUUGAUUUAUUGGCGUCACCUUUGCUACUUCAUGCAGGGAACAAUUUGUGGACUGCUUAUUUUUCCUGUUUUUUACAAGUAUGUUGUUGCAAUGUGGGAAUACUUUGCCAGCUUGGGUAGCAAUGCUUGUCAUAGAGACAGUGAUAUGAGAAGAUCUCUUGUUUUCUAUGGCUCAAUCACAUUUAUGUUGGUUGUGGUUGUUCCUUCAUGGAUGCAAUUUGUGCAUGCUUUUCACCUGCACCCAUUGUUAUGGGUUGUUGAGUUUGUUUUAUCAGAACCACAGAAAAGGCUUACUCUAUGCAUCUAUUGGCUGGUUAUCAUAUCUUGGUGUGUUAGACGAUUUUACGACAUAUCAAAGAAUAGUAAGACAGAAAGGAUACUUCUUCGCAAAUACUAUCAUCUGAUGGCUGUGUCCAUUUUUGUUCCCGCCCUUAUAUUCCAGCCGAAGUUUCUUGAUCUUGCUUUUGGUGCAGCUCUGGCAGUUUUUCUUUUAUUGGAAAUUAUACGAAUAUGGAAAAUCUGGCCUUUAGGUCAUCUGGUCCAUCAAUUCAUGAAUGCUUUUACAGAUCACCGAGAUUCGGACCUUCUGGUUGUCAGCCAUUUUUCUCUGUUACUGGGAUGUGCAAUUCCAAUCUGGCUGUCUUCGGGUUUCACAGAUCGACCGCUUGCCCCUUUUGCUGGUAUUCUGAGUCUUGGUAUUGGGGAUACUAUGGCAUCAAUGGUUGGCCACAAGUACGGAGUUCUUCGCUGGAGUAAAACCGGAAAGAAAACAAUUGAAGGUACUGCUGCUGGCAUAACCUCAGUUCUCGCUGCAUGCUUUCUUCUACUUCCGCUUCUAGCAGCUACUGGUUACAUUUUCACUAUGCAAUGGUUUUCGUUGAUUUUGGCAGUGACCACCAGUGGCCUGUUAGAGGCCUACACGGCCCAGCUUGACAAUGCCUUCAUACCUCUUAUUUUCUACAGUCUGCUCUGUUUGACGGGAACGGGCCAGCUGGGGACGAGGACCAAAUUGGCGCCGAGUUGGGCCGCCAGGUUAGAAACAGCAUUAGCGGUAGUCAAGUGGACGGAUACGAGUCAAGGUUCUGAGUCAAGUGGACGAGUACGAGUCAAGGCGCCCCAUCCCAUAAAAGGCGAAGGCCAAGUGGGGGCAAGCGCUGACGGAUGGGUCACAGGUCGGGUAGGAAAAGGCAGAUGGCGAAGGUCGGUCAGAGAGUCAGUAGGAAACGUGGGACGAAAACGUGCCGACGGGACGUUUCUCACAGGCCAGUAA